This is a messenger RNA of Onychostoma macrolepis, 669 nucleotides long. It is a transcript of the gene immp1l, whose product is annotated as inner mitochondrial membrane peptidase subunit 1. Gene Ontology annotation, cellular component: membrane; mitochondrial inner membrane peptidase complex. The transcript is spliced from 6 exons. The coding region runs from base 129 to 623 and encodes 164 amino acids. The record is from RefSeq and is a predicted model, not a curated record. NCBI's taxonomy places the organism in Eukaryota, Metazoa, Chordata, Actinopteri, Cypriniformes, Cyprinidae. Gene Ontology annotation, molecular function: serine-type endopeptidase activity.
GUUUUGUUCAAAGACGAUGAUGCAAUGGAGUUCAAGGUUGACGGCAGCUGCGUAGUGAACGUGUGAUCAAGAAAUACAAACAUCGCGCUGUCAGUGAACAUGAAUCAGCAUUUCUGAAGACUGGCAGGAUGUUUCGCAGUUUCUUUGUGAAGACGAUUAGCUUUGUCGGUUACACCGUCCAGUAUGGCUGCGUUGCUCACUGUGCCUUUGAGUAUAUUGGCGAAUUUGUGUCUUGUUCAGGACCUUCAAUGGAGCCCACCAUCACUAACCACGAUGUGGUUUUCUCAGAACGAGUAAGCCGCCACCUCUGUCGAAUACAAAAAGGGGAUAUUGUAAUAGCCAAAAGUCCUUUUGAUCCAAAAAUGAACAUUUGUAAACGAGUGAUCGGCCUGGAAGGGGACAAAGUUUGCACUAGUGGACCAUCUGACAUCUUUAAAACACACACUUAUGUACCAAGAGGGCAUGUGUGGCUGGAAGGCGAUAACCUUCGGAAUUCCACAGAUUCCCGAAGCUAUGGCCCAGUUCCCUAUGCCCUGAUCCGAGGACGCGUUUGCUUAAAGUUAUGGCCCCCACACAAUUUUGGCGUAUUGGCUGAAAGUCCAAACGACGGGCGCAUUUUAUGAAGAAGCUGUGUUCAUGUAUAGUCGCAAUGUAAAUUAUAUUUUUUGC